Podarcis raffonei (Aeolian wall lizard) is the source of this 2271-nucleotide messenger RNA. It is a transcript of the gene TUBB1, whose product is annotated as tubulin beta 1 class VI. Gene Ontology annotation, cellular component: cytoplasm; microtubule. Bases 137 to 1501 code for a protein of 454 amino acids. Gene Ontology annotation, biological process: mitotic cell cycle; microtubule cytoskeleton organization. The record is from RefSeq and is a predicted model, not a curated record. Gene Ontology annotation, molecular function: GTPase activity; GTP binding; structural constituent of cytoskeleton. NCBI's taxonomy places the organism in Eukaryota, Metazoa, Chordata, Lepidosauria, Squamata, Lacertidae. The transcript has 4 exons.
UGUAGCAUUCACUAUACAAGCCGCAUUUUGCCAACGAUAAGAGCGGCUACAGCUGACAGUACGAGAGCGAUCACUUAUUCCACAGAGCACAUCUGGGAAAGCUGGAAUCUACUCUCCCCACCAAAUCCUGUUCAAAAUGCGUGAAAUUGUGCACCUUCAGAUUGGCCAGUGUGGAAACCAAAUUGGAUCGAAGUUCUGGGAAGUCAUAAGCGAUGAGCAUGGAAUUGAUACCACGGGAAACUACCGCGGAGACUCACCACUGCAACAGGAAAGAAUUAAUGUUUAUUUCAAUGAAGCAUAUUCCCACAAGUAUGUUCCUCGUGCUAUCUUGGUGGACUUGGAGCCUGGAACGAUGGACAGCGUGAGGUCCAGCAAAAUAGGCCCACUCUUUCGACCCGAUAACUUUAUUCAUGGAAAUUCUGGCGCCGGGAACAACUGGGCAAAAGGCCAUUACACUGAAGGGGCUGAAUUGAUUGAAAGCGUGAUGGACGUCGUGAGGAACGAGUGUGAGGGCUGCGACUGCCUGCAGGGCUUUCAGCUGACCCAUUCCCUUGGUGGCGGGACUGGGUCUGGAAUGGGCACCCUUCUGAUUAACAAGAUCAAAGAAGAAUACCCUGACAGGAUCAUGAACACCUUCAGCGUAGUACCAUCCCCCAAAGUUUCGGACACCGUUGUUGAGCCAUACAACGCCAUAUUAUCCAUCCACCAGCUGAUAGAGAACACGGACGAAACCUUCUGCAUCGAUAAUGAAGCCCUCUACGACAUAUGCUUUAGGACGCUGAAGCUUCCCUCGCCGGCCUAUGGGGACCUCAACCACCUGGUGUCCCUCACCAUGAGUGGUGUCACCACCUCGCUCCGCUUCCCUGGCCAGCUCAAUGCAGACUUGAGGAAGUUGGCCGUCAACAUGGUGCCUUUCCCUCGACUACAUUUCUUCAUGCCAGGCUUUGCGCCACUUACGGCCCGGGGCAGCCAGCAGUACAGAGCCCUCUCCGUCCCAGAGCUCACCCAACAGAUGUUUGAUGCAAGGAACAUGAUGGCAGCCUGUGACCCGCGUCACGGCCGCUACUUGACGGUGGCCUGCAUCUUCCGAGGCCAGAUGUCUACCAGGGAGGUGGAUGAGCAGCUGCUGGCUGUGCAGACGAAGCACAGCAGCCAGUUUGUGGAGUGGAUCCCCAACAAUGUCAAGGUGGCCGUGUGUGAUAUUCCGCCCCAUGGCCUCAAGAUGGCGGCCACCUUCAUAGGGAACAACACAGCCAUACAAGAGAUCUUCAAGAGGCUGUCCGAGCAGUUCUCAGCCAUGUUCAGGAGGAAAGCAUUUCUGCACUGGUAUACCGGGGAAGGAAUGGAUGAGAUGGAAUUUUCUGAAGCUGAAAGCAACACUAAUGACUUGGUGUCCGAGUAUCAGCAGUAUCAAGAUGCCACAGCCGAUGUAGAAGAAUAUGUGGAGGUGGAGGCAGAGGCAAGCCAGGAAGAAGAAGAAGAAGAAAAGGAAGCUUCUUAAAAAUAAGAGUGAUGAUUGAAAGGAAUGCUGAUUAUUACCAUCAGUGAGGUGGCUGGACUUACCUAUGUUUCUAAAAUAACUUUUUAGUCUACUGAAUGCAGGAGCAGCCAUUUUUGUGCAUUGAACCAAAGCAUACACAGCCACAAUGUUGGCUGCAAUCUCUCUCUCUCUCUGAGAAAAUCCCCCUACUGAAAGCCAGUGCUAUUUUUCUAGAAAAUAUGGUGCUGGAACUCACCAUGAACGCUUCCCUUGUUCUCUUAUAAUGGUAAUGGCGCCCACCUGAAAGGUGCCGGAACUGAGUUCCGGUGAGUUCCAGCUGGGGGGAAAAAAGCCCUGCUGAAAUCUGUUUAAAAUUAAGUAUUUCUUCUGAAUUAGUGCAUCUAAUGCAAAUAAGACAUUUUAGACUAGUGGGAAAAAUUAUACCAGCAUGCUGCUUCAAAGGACAUAUCCCAGGGCUUCAGUUGAUGGAACAAAUUACAAAGGAUGACACGGUGACCAACAGCAGCAAAGUAGUUAAGGACAGACAAAAUGCUUCAAUUCCCCUCUGGUCAAAUGCAACCAUCCAUGGUCCUGGAGGAAGUUGCACACCUCUGUCUGCAUCAUAGACACAUCAACCUAGUUUAAUGGAGCCUGGAUGAGUACCCUGAUGUUCGGCACAUUCAUCUUGCAGGAUCAGGGUGACUGUAUUUUUUGCCUUUCUCGUGUGAGCAUCCUCUUAUGCACAUUUGUCAGAUGAGUUUGUUAAUUACCAAGGAAGGUAUUCAAAUUUA